Molecule: messenger RNA, 240 nt
Organism: Penicillium mononematosum
Lineage: Eukaryota; Fungi; Ascomycota; Eurotiomycetes; Eurotiales; Aspergillaceae
Exons: 2
Coding region: 1-240 (79 amino acids)
Source: RefSeq, a predicted model, not a curated record
AUGAAGUUCCUCGACAUUGUCCUUGUUGCUGUUCUUGUUGCUUUCGCCAAUGCAGCUGCUGUACCUAACCCCGAGGCUGCUUUGGAGAUUAAUCCUCUUGAAAAGCGAUGCAAAGGAAUUGCCCACCGCUUGCAAGUUGGUUGGUAUGAUAUUGUAGCAUGCGGGGCAUUCGAGCCCGCACACAGGGCUCUUAGGGAGCGCAAGAUGGAGGAUGUUCAGUCUUCAAGUGAAGCAACAUAG